Paramecium sonneborni is the source of this 549-nucleotide messenger RNA. NCBI's taxonomy places the organism in Eukaryota, Ciliophora, Oligohymenophorea, Peniculida, Parameciidae. The record is from the annotation of a GenBank genome assembly.
AUGUUGGAUCAGUAUGUUUUUCACCUGAUAGUACAACCUUAGCAUCUGGCAGUUCACAUAACUUAAUCUGUUUAUGGGAUGUAAAGUUAGGAUAACAACACGCCAUUUCGGAUGAUCAUAGUAACAGAAUCUACUCAAUAUGCUAUUCUCCUGAUGGUACUACGUAGUGCAGAUAACUCAAUUAGUUUAUGAGAUAUAAGGACAGGAUAAAAAAUAGCUAAAUUAGAUGGUCAUACUCACCCUGUUAUUUAAGUACGCUUUUCUCUAAUGGAACUACCUGGCACUUCAGAUAAUUCCAUUUGUUGCUGGGAUGUUGAAUCAGGCCAAUAAAUACUUCUGUCAGAUAAACUCUAUAAAGUUAAAUUAGCAUAAUUUGGAACUCCUCUUUUUUCCAACACUAUAUUUCCAAAAAGUACUAUUUAGAUUUUAUAUUAUUUAGUCAUAACUUGGAAUACUAUUCUUUUAAUAUCGCAAACACCUAUUUUUUCAGCUUCAGGUGUUUUGAUCCUUAAUGGACAAUUUGUAAAUUAAUAAGGAGAAGAUUUAUGA